Messenger RNA from Labeo rohita (rohu), 8974 nucleotides. RefSeq names its product CREB binding protein a (gene crebbpa). The transcript is spliced from 30 exons. The coding region runs from base 753 to 7850 and encodes 2365 amino acids. Gene Ontology annotation, molecular function: chromatin DNA binding; zinc ion binding; protein binding. NCBI's taxonomy places the organism in Eukaryota, Metazoa, Chordata, Actinopteri, Cypriniformes, Cyprinidae. Gene Ontology annotation, biological process: positive regulation of transcription by RNA polymerase II. Gene Ontology annotation, cellular component: transcription regulator complex; histone acetyltransferase complex; nucleus. The record is from RefSeq and is a predicted model, not a curated record.
AAAAAAACUUUUUGUAUCGAAGGAAUCAACAGCCGCCAUCUUGUCUCGGCUCGGAAUCAGGAUUUCGAUAGAGCACUAUUUUUUAUUUUUGGACGCGGAGCAUCCGAAUCGAGGUUUGACGACACCGUUCAGCGGAAAAUGACACGUUUAUAUCGCCGCGAAGGAAUUUUUGGCGAAAAAUCCUGGAUUUAAUCGGCGUUCGUCGGACACAAAACCCUCGUAUAUCUGAUUUCCCCUUCAGAGCGGCGCUUGCGUCCGUAUUUCGCUCCGAGCGGGUAUUGUUUACCGGACGCUUUUGGAGGACAGACAGCGCCGAGGAGACUAUUUUGCAGAAAUAUCUCAUUUUUAUGCAACCGUGCAUUUUUUCACGGAGCCAGACGAUUUUUGCAGGGAAAAAAUUGACGUCAGAAAAUGGAUCGAGUGCCGUUGCAAAAUUAACGACGCUCGCACGCGAGGAUUCCUCUGGAUAUUUUAUUUGGGAUUUAACGUUGAAUUCGCGGAAAAGGAGGCGUUUUCUCUCGGUAAUAUAACGAUGAUAAUGUGGGUGUUGGGUGUUGGAUUAUCAUGGGGUGAAUGGUGGUGGCGACGCGGGGCGCUGUUGCUGCUUUUUUGAGAAAAUCCUCCGCCGAGCCGCUCCACACUCCCCACGUCUUUCACAGAAAGUAAGGUAACAUCUGUUUUUUUGACGAAAGGAUCCUUCACUUGCAAUUUUUCCCCACAACAUUCGGCCAGAAGCUCAUUUUUUAACCGCAAUGGCUGAAAAUGUGCUCGACGGUGGCCCUCCAAGCGCGAAGCGAGCGAAGCUGACAGCACCUGCUCCAGACGCUCCAGAGUUGGGUUCCCUUUCCUGGGAUGACCUGGAGAACGAUCUUCCAGAUGAGCUGAUACCUAACGGAGACCUGGGGCUGAUGUCCAUGUCGUCUAACGGCGGGGCGUCUACGGGCGGUCACGGCCCCAUGGUCCCCGACGCUGCAGCCAAGCACAAGCAGCUCUCCGAGCUCCUACGGCCAGGAAGCAGCGCCGGGAUGAACUCGGCCAGUCCGCAGCCCGGUGGCAUCGGACCUCAGCUGGGUGGGCUUGGAAAGAGUCCCCUGGGCCAGGGCUCCCCUUCCCAUCCCUCUCAAACACAGAAACCAGGCGGCACUCCUGGGACGCAGGGCAAUAACGCCGGCUCAGCCGGCAUGGGACUCGGCACAGGAUUUAACCAGGCCAUGCUGAACAGCGGCAUGAUGGGACAGAACGCGGCCGGACAGCCAGGUCAGGUGAUCAACGGGACUCUCGGGUCUGUGGGUCGCGGUCGGGGAGCGCCAGGGAUGCAGUACCAGGGGGCCGGCAUGCAGGUGGCACCUUCCGUAGGGGCGGGAGGAGCGGCGGGGGCGGCGGCACCGGGAGGAGCGGGGAGUGUCCUGGCAGAGACGCUCACACAGGGGGCGCAGCAAAUGGGCAUCAACACCCAACAAGCUGGAAAUAUCAACAAGAUGGGCAUGGCAGGUGGAAACAGUCCGUUCGGUCAGUACCAGGGUGCAGGGCAACAAAUGGGCACGACUGGGGUGAACGCUCAGAAUAAAGGCGCUCUUCCCAACAGCCUGCCCCAGUUUCCAACUGACCUGAAGGGAGCGACGGUCACCAGCGUGCCAAACAUGCCCCAGCCCCAGCAGCAGCAGCAGGUGUCGGUGGGGAUGGUGGCAGGUCAGGGCGUGUCGGCGGGCCCCACGGCCGACCCGGAGAAGCGCAAGCUGAUCCAGCAGCAGCUGGUUCUGCUGCUGCACGCCCACAAGUGCCAGCGGCGCGAGCAGGCCAACGGCGAGGUGCGAGCCUGUGCGCUGCCCCACUGCAGGACCAUGAAGAACGUCCUGAACCACAUGACGCACUGCCAGGCCGGCAAAUCCUGCCAAGUGGCUCAUUGUGCUUCAUCGAGGCAGAUCAUCUCGCACUGGAAGAACUGCACGAGGCACGACUGUCCCGUCUGCCUCCCGCUGAAGAACGCCAGUGACAAACGCAACCAGCAACCAAUGCUGAGUCCCCCCAACGCUGCUUUGCAGAACCCUAUCGGGACGGCCGGCACGGGGCAGCAGACGGCGCCCACUCUACCCAGUUCCACGCCCAUCGACCCCAGCUCCAUGCAGAGGGCGUACGCUGCCCUCGGCCUCCCCUACAGCAACCAGACCCCCACACAGGCCCAGUCCCCCGCACAGACGCAGGGCCCCGGGCAGCCGACUGCGCAGACGCAGAACCAACACCAGCAGCAAAUGAGACCCAUCAAUGCACUUGGGGGUGGUCAAAUGAAUCCAAUCGGCGUACCGACAUCAGAACAGGCUAAGCUGCUCCAGGAUGGCACUAUGCCAUCAACCCUUAACCCUAACAAUCAGCUGAUGACGGACGGCCCAACGGUAGUCAACAUGGGUAACCUGCCCACAGCGGCCCCUCUGUCCGCCACCGGUGUGAGGAAAGCCUGGCACGAGCAUGUCACUCAGGACCUCCGCAACCACCUUGUACACAAACUGGUGCAGGCCAUCUUCCCUACGCCAGACCCCGCUGCCCUGAAGGACCGCCGCAUGGAGAACCUAGUGGCGUACGCACGAAAAGUUGAAGGGGAUAUGUACGAGUCGGCUAAUAGCAGGGACGAGUACUAUCACUUUCUGGCGGAGAAGAUCUAUAAGAUCCAGAAAGAGCUGGAGGAGAAGAGAAGGUCCCGAUUACAGAAGCAGAUUAUUAACCAGGCGCCCAUGACUGCAGCGGGACAACAGCCGCCGGCCCUCAACCAGCCUAAUGUCAUGGGACCUCGGCCACAGAAUGGACCCGUGCCUAUGCCCAAUGUGCCAAAUCAGAUCAUCAGUCGCAUACAGGUGUCUCAAGCAGGGUUGAAUCCAUUCGGUGGAAUGCCCAAUGUGCCGAUGUCUCAGGCCCCAAUGGCAACACGCGCCGCCUCUCCGAUAAACCAUCAACAGAUCAACAUGAACCAAGUCCCGACGAUGAACAUGUCUCCCACGCGAAUGCCCCCGACGCAAAGUAUGCUGGGAGCUCACGGCGGGAACAUGGUGGCGCAGACGCCCAACCAGACGCAGUUCAUGGCUCAGCCGCAGUUUCCCGCCAACACCAACGCCAUGAACGUCAACAUGGGUCAGCCCAACGCGCAGGCGGCCGUUUCGCAGCAGCCGAACGCUAACCUCUCCCUGAAUGCACUUGGCCCCUUGGCCCCCACGCUAGGCUGCCCCGCGCCCCCUCAGGCUCCACUCCGCGCCACGCCGCCCCCCAACGCCACCGCCAGCACCACUAACCUGCCAGCAGCACUGCAGCCCAGUCAGGCCUCCACACCCACCCCCGCCCCUGCUCAGGGCACCCCGCCUCACAUGCAGCCCCAGACGGAGCUGCCCCUCCCUGCCCAGCAGCACCCUGGAACACCGAGCGGUGAAAACCGUGUGCCCACCCCAGCGUCAGCAGCCAGCGCCGAGCUGCACUCCCAGCAUGCCGUGCCUGACGUACCGCCCAGUGACACUAAAACAGAAGAGCAAGAAUACGAAAUAGGCAACAAAACGGAGCCCAAGAUGGAGACGGAGGACGACACAGGCUCCCUAUUGGUCAAAAAGGACGAGCAGGAGGGGUUGGAGGCUAAGCAGGAGCCAAUGGAGAUGGAGGACAAGAAGACAGACUUGAAGACUGAGACCAAAGAGGAAGAUGAAAGCAGGACGAACGGCACAACGUCCUCUUCACCGUCCCAGUCUCGCAGGAAAAUCUUUAAGCCAGAGGAGUUGCGGCAGGCGUUGAUGCCCACUUUGGAGUCUCUGUACAGGCAAGAUCCAGAGUCAUUGCCCUUCAGGCAGCCUGUGGACCCUAUACUUCUCGGCAUCCCUGACUACUUUGAUAUCGUGAAGAACCCCAUCGACCUGUCCACUAUCAAGCGCAAACUGGACACGGGUCAGUAUCAGGAGCCGUGGCAGUACGUAGAUGACGUGUGGCUGAUGUUCAACAACGCGUGGUUGUACAACAGGAAGACGUCGCGUGUGUACAAGUACUGCUCCAAACUGGCCGAGGUGUUCGAGCAGGAGAUCGACCCCGUCAUGCAGCUCCUCGGGUACUGCUGCGGAAGGAAGUACGAGUUUUCUCCUCAGACGCUGUGCUGUUACGGCAAGCAGCUGUGUACAAUACCCCGAGACGGCACUUACUACAGUUAUCAGAACAGGUAUCAUUUCUGCGAGAAGUGCUUCAAUGAGAUUCAGGGAGACAGUGUGACACUAGGAGAUGAUCCUGCUCAGCCCCAGACCAUGAUCUCUAAAGACCAGUUCGAAAGGAAGAAGAAUGACACGUUAGAUCCUGAGCCGUUUGUUGAAUGUAAAGACUGUGGGCGGAAGAUGCAUCAGAUAUGCGUCCUGCAUUACGAGGUCAUCUGGCCUUCCGGUUUCAUCUGCGAUAACUGUUUGAAAAAGAGCGGGAAGACGAGAAAAGAGAACAAGUUUUCGGCAAAAAGGUUGCAGAUGACGCGGUUAGGCACUUACAUAGAGGACCGGGUGAACAAGUACUUGAAGAGACAGAACCAUCCGGAAGCUGGAGAGGUGUUCGUGCGAGUCGUAGCCAGUUCAGACAAAACGGUGGAGGUCAAACCUGGCAUGAAGGCCAGGUUUGUCGACACAGGAGAGAUGCCCGAAAGCUUCCCCUACAGAACCAAAGCACUUUUCGCCUUCGAGGAGAUUGACGGCGUGGACGUGUGUUUCUUCGGCAUGCACGUGCAAGAGUACGGCUCUGACUGCCUUUUCCCUAACACCAGACGGGUAUACAUAUCGUACCUCGAUAGUAUUCACUUCUUCAGACCUCGCAUGCUGAGAACAGCAGUCUAUCAUGAAAUCCUCAUUGGCUAUUUGGAAUACGUCAAGAAGCUUGGAUACGUUACGGCGCAUAUCUGGGCGUGUCCGCCUAGCGAAGGUGACGAUUAUAUCUUCCACUGUCACCCCGCCGACCAGAAAAUCCCAAAACCCAAGCGCUUGCAGGAGUGGUACCGCAAAAUGCUGGACAAGGCCUAUGCUGAGCGGAUACUGCAUGACUACAAGGACAUCUUUAAGCAAGCAACCGAGGACCGUUUAACGAGCGCAAACGAGCUUCCGUACUUCGAGGGUGAUUUUUGGCCCAACGUGUUGGAGGAGAGCAUCAAAGAGUUGGAGCAAGAAGAAGAGGAGAGGAAAAAAGAAGAAAACACGGCAGCUUGUGAAACUCCAGAGGGCACGCCAGGGGACAGUAAGAAUGCAAAGAAGAAGAACAACAAGAAAACAAAUAAGAAUAAAAGCAGCGUGAGCCGAGCUAAUAAAAAGAAACCUGGGAUGCCGAAUGUAGCCAACGACCUUUCUCAGAAACUCUACGCCACAAUGGAGAAACACAAAGAGGUCUUUUUUGUAAUCCAUCUGCACUCUGGGCCCAUGGUCAACUCAUUACUACCCAUCGUUGACUCCGAUCCCCUUCUGACCUGUGACCUAAUGGACGGAAGGGACGCCUUCUUGACAUUAGCACGGGAUAAGCACUGGGAGUUCAGCUCUUUGCGGCGUUGCAAGUGGAGCACCAUGUGCAUGCUAGUGGAAUUACAUAACCAGGGCCAGGACCGCUUUGUCUACACCUGCAACGAAUGUAAACACCAUGUCGAGACACGCUGGCACUGUACAGUCUGUGAGGACUUUGACUUGUGCAUUAGUUGCUACAACACUAAGGGCCACGAGCACCAGAUGGUUAAGUGGGGUCUGGGUUUGGACGACGACAACAACAGUCAAAGUGGCGAGGCCUCCAAGAGUCCUCAGGAGAGUCGGCGUCUGAGCAUCCAGCGUUGCAUUCAGUCUCUGGUGCAUGCCUGCCAGUGCCGCAACGCCAACUGCUCCCUGCCGUCUUGCCAGAAGAUGAAGCGUGUGGUGCAGCACACCAAGGGCUGCAAGCGCAAGACAAACGGCGGCUGUCCGGUGUGCAAGCAGCUCAUUGCGCUCUGCUGCUAUCAUGCCAAGCACUGUCAGGAGAACAAGUGCCCCGUGCCCUUCUGCCUCAAUAUCAAGCACAAACUGCGUCAGCAACAACUGCAGCACAGGCUCCAGCAGGCGCAAAUGAUGCGGAGACGCAUGGCCACUAUGCAGGGCCGAGCCAUGCCUCAGAGCCUGCCGUCACCACCUGCGUCGACAGCCCCCAGCACGCCCACCUCGCAUCAGCAACCCAACACCCCUCAGACGCCCCAACCGUUGUCCAACCAGCCGACAACUCCCAACGCGGGCGUCAUGUCCCCGACCUAUCCCAGUACACCUCGCAAUGGGCAGCCCCCUCCUCAAAAUUCACAGGGCAAACCUGGCCCACAGGCUUCUCCACUACACCAGCAGCAGUCUCCGCUCCCGCAACCUCCCCAGCAGCAGCAGCCACCGCAGCAGCCUCCGCAACAACAGCCUCCGCCUAUGGCGGUCAAAAUGGCACGGCACAUAGAAAUGGUCGCGCAGGCUCAACACCAACAGAACUAUCGCAUGACCAUGAACGGCCUUCCCAUGAACCACCAGCAGCCACGCAUGCAAGGCCCCAUGCAGCCGCCCAUGCAGCACGUCGGGCCACGCGGGCAACAGGUCAUGCCGCAGAUGCCGCAAGGACAGUGGACCGGAGGUCCUCAACCAGGCAUGCAAGCGGCUCCGCAGCAGGUUGCUCCGCAACAAACCCCACCGGGUGCGCCGCAGACCAUGCCUAUGCAGCGCCCCACGAUGCCCCAGCAAGCGGCACAGCCGCGCAUGAUGGUGCCCACACAGGGCCCGCGACCGCAAGCACCCCAGAGACCCGGAGCCAUCGCCCCCAAUGCCUUGCAAGACCUGCUACGCACCCUCAAGUCGCCCAGCUCGCCGCAACAACAGCAGCAGGUGUUGAACAUCCUCAAAUCGAACCCGCAACUCAUGGCCGCCUUCAUCAAACAAAGGACCGCGAAGUACCACGCCAACCAGCCGCAGCAGCAGCAACAAGCGCAACAGGGCAUGCAUGCAGCGCAGCAGCCGAUGCAGAACAUAGCAGCCAUGCAGGGAGUGCCGCGACCUGUCAUGGCACCGCAGCAGCAGACCGCACCGCAAGGCAUGGCAGCUCUCGGACCGCAGGGUCAACUCAUGAACCCUGCGCAUGCCAACAACCCACAGCUUCAGGCGAUAUACCGCCAUCAGCUGCUGCGGCAGCAGCAGCAGCAGCAACAACAGCAACAGCAGCAGGGAGUGAUGCCGCAGGCACAUGGCCAGUUCCCGCAGGCACAAGGCACUGCUACCAACUACACGCAACUGCGGCAGCAGCAACAACUGGCCAUGCAAGGAACGGGUGGACCUAUGGGCCAGCUUCCCCCUAUGGCCCAAAUGGGGCAGGCCGGGAUGGGAAUGGACGGCACGUCCAAUCUCCUGCACCAACGCAUGCUCCAGCAACAGCAGCAGCUUCCGCAACAGCAGGUUGUCCUCAAGCCUCCGAUGGGCUCUCCGGCGCAACCAAGUCCCAUGAGCCCGCAAACUCACCUGCUUUCCGGCCAGCCCCAAGGCGCGCACCUUCAAGGCCAACCCAUGGCUAAUGCACUCAGUAAUCAGGUGUGCUCGCCGGCCCCCGUACAGUCGCCCAGACCUCCGUCGCAGCAGCCUCCGCCACAUUCCAGUCCUUCCCCGCAGAUUCAGCCACAGCCGUCGCCGCACAACACGGGAUCGCCACACCCUGGUCUGACGACGCCCAUGCCUGGCUCUAUGGAGCAGGCGCACCUGGGCGGACCCGAGCAGAGUGCCAUGCUCCCGCAACUUAACACGCCCAACCGCGGAGGGCUGCCCAGUGACUUAGGCUUGGUGGGAGACACGACGGGAGACACGCUGGAGAAAUUUGUGGAGGGAUUGUAGCGUUUACUGGGAGACUCCACCCACCACAGUCUCCCCGUUCCUCUUUUUUUUUGUGGCUCUGUUGUUUUUUUUUCUCUAAUAUUCCCGAAUUUUUUUGUACUGACAUGUAAAAAGUUUGAAGAAAUGUAUGGAAAAAAAAAAAAAAAAAAAAAAAAAAAAAAAAUUUAUGUCGACAUGGAAUAGGGAAUGUUGAUGUUUCCUAAAAACAAAAGACUGAUUUCUUCCUUUUCAGAGGGAUUUGAAAAAUUGUUGUUUAAAAGAAAUAUAAAUCACAAAGAAUAUAUUUUUUGUUCAGUUUAGACCUAUGUGUGGUCAGUGUUUUUUGUUUCGGGGGAGGGUGGUCUGGUUUCAUGCCUUUUCUUUUUUUUAAGAAAAUUACGAAACUUCAUUAUAUUAUUCGUACCUUUUUGUUUUAUACCUUAUCUAACUUUGCAGCAUUUUUGUGUUGAAAGAUUGUAAAAUAAUUUGUCUGGGAGUUCGGGUCAGGGUCUCUCCGCUCUGUCUGUCAUCCUUCCUGGCGAUUGUAUUCUAGUGUUGUACCAUUUUUUCAGACAUGCAUUUGGAGGUAUUUCCUCCUUUCCUCAUUGUGAAGUUUGUAUGAGGAGAACUGUUUGUUUGUAUUGAUAGGAACUGUGCAUACGCAUGUAUGCAGACACACACACGCGCGCAUCAGUCAGACAAUACCAAUACGGCACCGACCCCAAGAGGACAUGUACACAUUUACAACAUCUCACUGGCCUGGAUCCAGAGGUUCUGUCUUGCAGAUGUAGAAUAUUGUUGCUUUCUGUCCUAAUUUUGUCAUACAGAUAUAUAAAUAUAAAGAGAGCUAGAGAGAAAGAGGGAAAGAGACGGGCCCCUAAGCUGAGCAGGAGGGAAUGGGCGAUCACUGGUUGACUGCUUGUUGGAAACACAGAAUGGAUUCUGCUAUUGACCCUCAUUCCUCUCACACAAACUUGAACGGGGGCUCUACUUUUUCCCUUAAUGUAAAUCAUGCAAGUUAUUAAGCAAAGUACUAUAAAUAUAAGGAAGAGAGAAUGGAAUCACUGUAUAAACUGGUUGAAAAAAAAACUUAUUUCUUACUUAUAUACCAUAUUGUUAAAUAAACUGUGUGCAACAGAUCAAAA